This is a messenger RNA of Paramecium sonneborni, 1921 nucleotides long. The record is from the annotation of a GenBank genome assembly. Lineage: Eukaryota; Ciliophora; Oligohymenophorea; Peniculida; Parameciidae.
AUGUAACAAUCUGAAUUUUAAUCACAAUUUAACGAAGAAAUCGAAUUUAGAGAUCUUAGUUAUCAAUAAAUCAAAAAUGAAAAAGUUUAAUAAGAAAAAUAACAUUUUAAUUUAUUUAGAAAUAUAGAAAACAAUCAAUUCAAAGCAGUUUAAGAAUUAGAAACUCUUUAUGAGAAAAAAAUAAUGAUAGAAAAUGAAAAAUAUCUAUAAUUGGAAUAAAUUCUAAUUGAAGAAAGAUAAAAAUAUUAAUAAAACUUAAAAGAGUUAGAAUGUGAUUGCUCUAAAUAAAUUAAGGAAAUUAAAUGUAAAUUUUAAUCUGAUUUGAAAUUACUUUAUGAUACUAUCAUAUCUAAUAAAAAUGACAUUAAAAAAUUAUAAAAUAAUAAUCAAUCAAUCAUUUUAGAUGAUGAUAUAUUAAAUGAUUAUAUAGAAUGUACUAAAUAAAAAUUUAAAUAAAAGAUUGAAGAAUUAUAGAAAGAAAUCUUAAAAAAAGAUAAGUAAUUGGUUCUAUAUAAAUCUGAAAAAUAUAAUUGCAAAGAAAUUGAUUUUGUUAAAGAAUAAUUAGAAUUGGAAAAAUAAAGAUAAAAAGAUUGUGAAAAAUAUAUAUAAGAAUUAUAAAAUUAGAAUAAAGAAUUGAUGGAUAAAAUUGAUUUACAUGAAUAGGGAUUAUCUCAUUGCAAUGAAUAAAUUAAAUAAUAUUAAAAAUACAUAGGAGAUUUAUAAAAGUCUAAAUUGGUUUUAAGCUAUAAAACUUAUGAAAUGUAAACAGAAAUGGAACCGAAAGAUAAAAAGAUUAAAGAAUUACUUGAAAGUAUUCCAAAAUUAGAAGAAGAAAUAAAUGAAUUAUCAACAAAAUUAAAAAAUUAUGAAGAAAAAGAUAAAAGAAUGACUAAUUAAAUUAAAGUUAUGAAUGAAGAAAAUGAUAAAAUAAAAUAGAAUUGUAAGAAAUAUCAAGAUUUAUCCAAAAAAAUAACAAUGGAUAUAUAUAAUUGUUAUCAUGAAAAGAAAGAAAAAGUAAGGUUGUCUUUUUAAUAUAUAGGAAUGGGUUGAUUUUAUGAAAUAAAUGUAUUCAAAGUACAUAAGUAAAAGCUAAAAAAACGAUGAUAUUAGGAAUCCAGAAAAUAUAACUGAAUAAGAUAAAAAGACUGAAAUAUCUAUCAAAUUAUUUAUUAAAGACAUAACAUCAAUGAUUCAUGAAUUCAGAGAAUCUGUAUUAAAUAUUAAUUAAAUAAGGAUUGGCCUCAAUAAUUAAAAUAACUUUAUCAAAAACAUUUCACAGGUGAAAUUACUAAUGAAUUAAGUAGAUAAAAUUAAUUCUUGGUCAAAUCUUCUUAAGAAAAUGAUAAAAAAUUUAAAAAAUUAUUAUUAUGGAGAGAUUAAGAAAUCUAUUUAAAAACCUAAGAAAAUUUGCAUCUCUUAACACAUUUGAAUUAGGUUCAAGAAAGAAAAAAGAGUUUAGAGAUUAAAUUAGCUUAAUAGAUAUCAUAAUAUGAAUCCUUACUUAAAUCACAGAACAGAGCUAAUUCAACUUAAUAGCAUGAACAGAGACGUAAGAGUCAUUAAUAAGAAGUAUAUUAUUGAGUAUUAAUAAGGGAGAAUAGUGUAAUUCUUUAAGAUGAAGCUAAUUUAUAACCACUUAAUUAAUCAGUUGAUUUAGUAAAUGGUUAUGUUACAAAUAGAUUUUUAAAGAAGGGUAAACUAAUAAAGGGUUAAAAUUAUAACAAGUAGAAUCUAUCACGUUUUGAAUAACAUCGUAAUUCAGAUUUAGCCACUUAAAUUGAAACUCUGUAAACCAAAAAUUAAUUAUUGGAAUAAUAGUUAAAAGGAUUGAAAUAAAAAUUGGUUGAAGCUGGUCUAGAUGAAGAGAUAACAUAAACUAACACUUAAAGACCAUACAGUUAAAAAGUAAAAAGAACAUGAC